Molecule: messenger RNA, 7365 nt
Organism: Plasmodium falciparum 3D7
Lineage: Eukaryota; Apicomplexa; Aconoidasida; Haemosporida; Plasmodiidae
Biological process (GO): post-chaperonin tubulin folding pathway; tubulin complex assembly
Molecular function (GO): GTPase activator activity; beta-tubulin binding
Source: RefSeq, a predicted model, not a curated record
AUGGAAAGUAAAAAAACCUUUUUUAGGGAGAAUGAGCAAGUGAAGAAUAGAUUAGAGAGUGUUAUGAACAUUAUUAAUAAGGAUGAUGAUAAAUAUAUUUUGGAUAAUUUUAAUAUAAUAUUAGAUAAUUUAUAUUAUUUAAAGAGUUGCUUAAAUAGUUAUAGAGAAGUAAAAAAUGUUUUGGAUCCCCAUUUGAAUUUAUUAGUUCAUUCGUUCUUAUAUUUUAUGAAAAAAUCUUUUAAAAAUGUUAAGUAUAUUAUAUCCUAUUAUAAGAAAAAUUUAUAUGAGGAAGAAAAGAAAAGAAAUGAAAAUGAUAAUAUAAGUGUAGAAAUAAAUAAAUGUAAUAUUGCGCACAUUGAUGAAGAUAGCAAUAAUAAUAAUAAUAAUAAUAAUGUUAAGAUUAGUUAUGAUACUAUAAAAAUAUGUAGCGAAGAGCAAUUUCAUUUUGGUUUUUUAAAAAACAAUUUAAUACAUGGAAACAAUAAUAAUAGUAAUACACAUCAAGAUACAGAAAAAAAUGUACAGUGUACGAUACAUAUAAAUAAUAUGCUCAAUAAAGAAAAUAUUAAGAACCAUAUUGGUUGUUCUAAGGAUGAUUAUGAAUAUUCAGCAUGUGUGAAUUCUAAAACAAAUUUAGAAAGGAAAUAUUCUGAUGAUGAAUUUUUAAAUAUGUAUAUAAUUAUUAAAGAAAUAUAUAAAUAUUAUAAUACUCUUAUAUCAGUUAGAGGAGAAAAAAAAAUAAAAUCGCUUUUUACAUGUAAUUCUUUUUAUUUAUAUAAUAUUGUUGAUUUAUUACUUUUAUUAAAAAGAGAAGAAGAAAUAUUUGAAUAUAUAAGUAAUUUAGUAUAUAAUAAAACAGGUGAAAAUAAUUCUUGGGUAUUUUCAUAUAUCUUAAUAAUAUGGUUAUCUUUUUGUUUAUAUAUACCUUUCAAAUUAAAAGAUGUAGAUAAGUAUAUGUUAAAUAAUAUUGAAGAAAUUUAUUAUUAUUAUAUAAAAAAAAAUGAAAAAUCAAAAGAAGCAUGUUCUAUUUUAUAUUCUCAUUUUUUAAGGAGACAAGACGUAUAUGAAUGUAAUAUAUAUUUUCAUCAUUUUUUUCUUAUUUCUAAAGAAAUAAUGAUGAAAUUAAUAUAUAUAGAUUUAGAAAAGGCUAAAAGUAAAGAACCCAAAGAUGAAGAAUUUUACAUUAUUAAAAAUAAGGAACUUCCUUCGUAUUGCAACAAUACCAAAUUUAGUAAUAUAAUUUUACAUGGUAUUUUAUUAACACACAAAAGGGUAUUGAAAAAAGUAGAAAAGAAAAUACUUUUUAACUACAAAAAGUUUUAUAAUUUCUUCUUAAUACAAAAUUUUAAAUAUUUAGAUUUUACUGAAACUUCAAAAGCAUUAAAAAUUUUAUGCUUAGGUUAUUAUGCAUUAUUAUUCCUAGACAAAAAUGAAGAUUAUAAAAAUAUAACAAGUACAAACGUUGAAACGAAUAAUAAUCACAGUUGUAAUAUUAAUAUAUUAGAAAAAAGUAAAGAAGAAAAAAAAAAGGAAAGUAAUAUAUAUAAACUUACUCAAAAAAAUUCUUUAUCGAACACAAAAUUUUGUUAUAAUAAUUUGGAUUAUGAACAUAUGUAUAAGGAUCAUCCUCUUUUUCAUAAAUUACCCAUGUAUGUAAAUAUAAAUGAUGCUUUUAUAGAAUAUAAGACAGCUCAUGAAACUGAACAUUUUCAUAUAUUGGGAAACAAAAAGGAAAUUAAUAAUAAUAUUUUAGAAAAGAAUAAAGUAAAUACAACAAGUGAUAAUAUUAACCUAGAAAAUGAUUAUUCUAAUACUUAUCAUAUUGAGCAAAAUAAAUGUGAAGAUAAUGUAAUAUUGUUUGAUAAAAAAGAUAGUAGUACUAAUAAUACUACUAUUACUAAAAAGGAUAAUAGUAAUAAUAAUAAUGAUAAUGAUAAUACUAACAAUAAUAAUGAUAAUGAUAAUAGUAACAAUAAUAAUGAUAAUGGUAGUAAUAAUGAUAAUAGUAGUAAUAAUAAUAUAUAUUAUAGACCAAGUUACAAAGAACAGUUAGAACAUAUUAAAAUUGUGGGAGGGAAAAAAUUUAUUUGUGAAAGUCAUAUUAUGGAAAUACUUAAUAUUUUCUUUUUUUAUUUUAAUGAUAAUAAUAGUUAUAUUAGAUGGUGUUUAUCAAAAAGUUUUGGUAAUAUUAUGAUAUAUUUAAAUGUAGAUAAUAUUAAUACGGUUAUUAAUAAAUUUGAUGAUUUUACAAAAUAUAAUGAUUAUAAUAUGCUCUGUACAAUUAAUUAUACCUUAUUCCAUUUUUUAUUUAAUAAGAAUAUUAUUUCAGUGGAUAUUUUAAAUUAUCUUUUAAAAAAAAUAAUACAUAGUUUAUAUUCAGAUAAGGUUAAAAUAUAUCCUAGCGCCUUUGUAUUAUUAUAUAGUUUAUUUAAAUAUAAUAAAUACAUAAAAAUGAAUUUUAAAAAUAAUGUGACUAAUAUUAAUUACUUUUUAUUUCAUCUAAUAUUUAUUAAGUUGAUAAUUUUCUCAUUAUUUGAGGAUAAUAUUAAUGUAAGAAAAUCAUCUAUGUCAUUAUUACAGUUAUAUGUAGGGAAAUUUAAUUUCUUUUAUGAAAUAGAAAAUAAAAAUAGGUUGGAUAAGAACACGAUGGAAAUAGCAGAAAUGUAUGUUAAUAAUAAUAACAACGUUUGUGAUAAUGAUUUGAUUGUAGAUACUCCGAUGGAGAAUAAUGUACAUAAUCAUGAAAACAAAAAUAUUAAUUCAUAUUUUAUAGAUAAUUCCAAAGGAAACUUAAAUAAUAUCAUAGAACAUCCUAUGUAUAUAUCAAGUAGUAAAAAUAAUCAGGAACAUUUUUUUGAUCGUAUGCUUGAUUUUAUUAACUUAUUUUUUAGUCAUUCUGACAUAAGUACCUAUUACGAAAAUGUUAGAAAUAUGUCAAAUGAAUUUGUAGAUAAUUCGAAAAUAAGCAUUCCAUUGAUAAAAUAUACUAUUAAUAAUUAUAAUAUUAAUAAAAAUAUUAAUAAUGAUAAUAAUGAAAAUAUUAAUAAUAAUAAUGAAAAUAUUAAUAAUGAUAUUAAUGAAAAUAUUAACAAUUGUGAUAAUAUUUUUUAUAAAAGAAAUCAUAGAUAUAUGAACCAAAUAAAAAGAGAUAUUUUUAAUAAAAAUAUUGAUCUAUUACGUACUUGCAAUUUCAACGAAUUAAUAAAUUUAAAAAAGUCUAUUAUUAUCAAAACAAAAAUGGUGUGCAAUUUUUUUUUAUAUAAAUAUCCAAUUAUUUAUCAUUUAUAUUCCAAUAAAUUAUUUCAUGAAAAUGUGAACGUACGGUUAUUGUCUUCUGAAUCAUUAUCUAAUUUAUGUAUUCUUGACUGUGAUUAUUUUAUUCACGUUGUUCUCCCAUUUUUAAUAAAAAAAAGUUAUGAAGAAAAUGUUUUAAUAAAACAUGGAUCUAUAAUUUGUAUUUCCAAAAUUUUAUUAAAAUUAAAGAAAGAAAUUAAUGAAAAUUUACAAAAUGAUAUAAAAAAUAUUAUUAUCUAUAGUGAAAAAAAAAGAAUAUAUAAAUUUAAAAAAGGAGAAAUCCUAAGACAUUCCUUAUGUUUAUUAAUUCAAAGUAUAUGUCAAUGUAAUUACUUUCUUGUAAAAAAAAAUACGUGCACAUUUUUUAAAGAUAUUUUACAUAAUAAUUUAUUUCAUUAUAAUGAAAUUAUUCAAUUUGAAGCUUCCAAAAUUUUUUAUUAUAUGCCUAUAUAUUUAUUAAGUAAACAACAUACUAUUGAAUUUAUUUAUGAAGUAUUCUUUAAUAUUAUUAAAAAGAAAAAUAAUUUUCUUCAUUUAAAAGGUUAUUUUAUACUUUUAUGUUUUGUCAAUGAUACUAUUAUUCCAUAUGUAUGUUCUGAACUCAUACAACUUUUUUAUUAUAUUUUAAAAAAAAAUUCAACCUAUUAUAAAACCAAAAAUAAAUAUUAUAUCAAACACAAUAAGGAAGAUAUACAAAAUAUCAAUGUCGAAAAUACUAAUGAUUACAAUGAUAUAAAAAAAGAUGUCUAUUUCUUUAAAAAAAUUAAUUUUGAAACAUAUCCCAUUGAUUAUAAUAUGAAAAUCUUUUGUCUACUUUCACUCUUUAAUGUUGUCAAUAACUUAAGAAAUAUAUAUAUAUCCGAUUUCUUGAAGGUCUAUACAAAAUGUACCAUAAAUUUUAAAGGUUUGAUUAAAUCCAGAGGGCCAAAAAUUAAUAAAAAGAAAAAAAUAAAUAACAUAAAUAUUCAUGAAAUGGACUAUUUCAGUAAUAGUACAAAUGAAAAUAAUGAAAGGGAAAAUAGUCAGGUAAAUUGCUCAAACAAAAAAGCUAGCUACCUGAACGGUUCAGGUAAUAAUUCAUCGAAUGGAAAAGAAUUGGAGUAUAAUUUAAGAAGUGGUAGUUUAUAUAAAAAUGAUAACCUUAAUAAUAAUAAAGUUGAUGAAAAGGAAUUAUGUUUUGAAAGAGAUUCUGUGGAUAAAAAUUAUAAUGAACUAACCAUUCCCUUAGACGUUUCAUAUCAUAAGAAAAAAAGACGAAAAAGAAAUACGAGUUUUUAUAUAAGGAAAGAUAUAAAUUUCAUAAGGAAAGAGAUAAGUUGGGAUAAAGUUUUGGAAAAAAAUAAAAAGAAAAAUGGAGAUAUGCAUAGUGAUAUACUUGAGUACAAAUUAAAUAUAAACAAAAUAACUAAAAUAUUAAUUUUGUAUUUACAAGAAUAUGUGUAUGAAAAUGAUAUAGGAGAUUCGCAUAUUUUUGUUCGUGAAAUAUGUUUGGGUUUAACCAUAUUUUUAUUAACAUCUUAUCCGUUGUAUUUUUUUAAAAAAAGAAAUAAAAAUGUGCAAAAUGUAAAUAAUAUAAAUGAUGUAAAUGAUGUAAAUAAUUUAAGUAAUGUAAAAAAUGUGGUAAAUGCUUAUAAAGAUAGGAUUAAAGAAAAGAAUGAUGAUACAAAAAUACACAAGGUAGAUAAAUGUUCAUGUCCACUCAAAUUAUAUCAUCCAAAUGAAAAAUCUUCAGAUAAAAAUAAAAAUAUGUGCUUAAGUAAAAAUUAUUUUUAUGAACAAUUUGAUUCUGAUAACAGUUAUGAAGAUGAAGAUGAAGAAUAUAUUAAUGAUAAGAACGGAACAGAUGAUAUAUUAAAAAAUGAGAAAGAAGAAACUUAUUAUAUAUAUAUUAUAUAUAAAAUAAAAAAGAAGUAUAUUAAUAUACUUAUUCAGUUAUUAUUAAAAUUAUUAUGUGAGAAAAAUAUGAGGACACAUAAAAUGUGCUUGUUUUUAUUAAAUUAUUUAUAUAAUUAUUCUAUAUUUAAUACGAAAGAGAAAAUAAUGGAUACAUUUUCUUUCAAUAAUAUAUUUAAUAAAUAUUGUCAUGAUUUUUCUUAUGAAUUAUUUCUUAAAAAAAAAAUUGAUGAUAAUAUAAGAAAAAGUAAAAUGAAUAUAUAUAACUAUUUAAAUACUUAUUCUGAUAAUAUUUGUAAUGUGUUUGAAAAUAUAAUUGUUCAUACAUGUGAUUAUUAUCAACCCUUAUAUUUAAAAGAAGAUAAAGAGCAAAAUAUAGAAUUUGAGGAAGAGGAUUUAGAAAAAGAAAAAAUAUAUAAUAAUACUCCCUGUUCUUGUGUGUAUGAAGAAGAGAUUACUUCUUUAUUUUUAAAUAAAAAUUAUAAGUAUAAUUUGAUAAAAACGAUAUUUAACAAAAUUAAUAACUUUAUAUAUUUAUACAAUUAUGCAUUAAAAUAUGCUAGCUUUUCUAUAUUUCAUAAGAAUAAAUACAUGUCCACGCGGAAGGGCGUAAUUAAGGGUUACUCUGAAAAGGAUAAUAUAGAAAGUUGUGAUAAUAUGAAUAAUAUUAAAGAUAAUUUAGAUGAUGCACACAAUGAUCCUUGUGAGUUUAAUAAAUUGGAUGGGAAUAAAAAAAGUGAUGAUUUGUGCUUUGAUUUAAUUUUUGACAACAUACAUAUAAAUAACGAUUUUAUUGAUGAAAUGAAUGUGAGUGAGAAUGAAGAUAAGAUUAGUAUGGAAGAAGAAGGAUUAAUAAAAGAUGUUCACUUUCUUUUAGAUAAAGGGAAAAAAAAUAUUAGUGUAAUUAAAUGUUUAGAAUAUAAUGAGAUAUAUUUGUAUAAACAUAUAUUUUACCUAUUAUUUUUGAAUAAAUAUAAUUAUUAUAUAAUAAAUGGAUUCUUUAAUAGUUUAUGUUAUUAUUCUUCUCAUAGUGAAUAUAGUAAUUAUGAAUACACAAAUUUGAUUACGAAAGGAAAAGAAAAAUCUAUAGAAUUUUUAUUCUUAGAAUUUUUAGAAAGAUAUAAGAAUAUAUAUACGUUUGGAUAUAUUAGAGAUGAUAUAUUAUUUUUGUAUAUACGAUAUUAUAAAAAAUAUUAUGUGAAUUAUGAUUAUUCUAUUGUUAAUAAUAUAAUUUAUCAAUAUAAUGACAAUAAAAAUAAAAAGAUGAAAAAAUUAUUAUAUCCAUAUAACGAUUCAUAUGAAAAAUUAAUAGAUAAUGAAGGAAAUGAAAAUUUACAGAUGGAUGGAUAUAUGGAAAAUGAUUUGGAGAAAUAUGAUAAUUUUGGUUGUUGUUAUAAUUAUGAGGAGAAUUAUUUUUCUCUUUUUAAUUAUAAUAUGCACGACAUAAAUUUGAAAGAAAUAAUAUCAUUAGAAAAGACUUGUAGAGAAUUUAAUUAUUCAUAUAAUAUAUUUAAUAAUUAUAAUAUAUAUUUUGAUGGAAAUAUAAUUUUAUUUUAUAAUAAUGUGGAAAGUAAUAAUAUGGAUAAAAGUUUACAAAAAAAAAAAAGAAUUAAAGAAAAUAAAAAAAUAAAAAGGGAGCAACAUGAAAAAAUUGAAUUAUUACCAUAUGUAAAUAUAUGUCUAAUUAAAAUUUUAUAUUACUUAAAUAAUUUUAAUUUAGUACAAUUAGAAAUAUUUCUAAAGAGUGUUAAUUCUUUUAUUAAAUCCUCUAUAAUGAAUAAUUUUGCAGCAUAUUCCUUUCUAUAUUUUUUUCUUAUAUCACUGGACAAAUACAAUUCAUUUGCGCUUAUUAAAACAAUUUCUGAAGUUAUUAUAAAUAUUUUUAUGUGUCUGUCUAUUCACAAUAAUAUAAAACGAUUGGCUAUGUUCUUGAUUCUUCAGUUAUUAGUACAUAGGUAUCCUAAGAUUCGAGAAUUUACAAAUGAGUAUUUUUAUGCAAAUAUAAAUUUCAUAUCUCCUAGCGAAUUUAAACAUUAUUUAUUUAAGAGUUAUGAAGAUUUAGAAAGCAUCAUGUCAAUAUUGAUAAAUACUCAAUUUUCGCUUAUGCUCAAAAAGGAAAAUUGUCAUAUAAAAUUAGCAGUUGAAGAAAUAUCGACCCUUUUGAAUAUUCCGUAUUAA